AUGUUAUCGGCAUCUGUGGGGAUCCUCACCGCCCUUUCUCCCAAUGUGAUAGUAUACAUAGUGUCUCAAGGUCUCCAGGGAUCACUCAGUGGCUGUAUAUUCCUGACUACAUUCACCAUUGGACUUGAAUUUGUGGGCCCAAGCAAACGAAAUUUGACUGGAUUUGGCGUUAUGUACUUCUUUAGUUUUGGUUACUUCUACCUCGUACUGUUUGCCUACUUCAUAAGAAACUGGAGACACCUCGCUCUAGUGCUGUACGUGCCUGCCUACCUGUUUGGGCUGUAUUAUUUCGUUCUUCCCGAAUCUUUCCGAUGGCUGCUGUCAAGACGCCGCACCGACGAGGCAGAGAAGUUGAUCCGAUCAGUUUCUAUGACAAAUAUCAACUCCGAGCCUGAUGAUGAGACUAUUAAGUCUGUCAUAGAGGACAAAGAUGAAGCGGUCACUUCUACUCGGACCUACACCCCUUUAGAUAUGGUGAGGACAUGGAAACGGACGGCUUUAACGGUUAAUGUGUGUUUUAACUGGAUGGUCAACAGCAUGGUGUAUUACGGGCUGUCACUGAACUCUGCGGGCUUGGGUGGUGAUCUCUACCUUAACUUUACACUGAUGGGGGCCAUUGAAAUCCCAGCCUACACUCUGGCUGUUUUCCUUAUCGACAAAAUUGGCAGAAGAAUGUCCUUGGUCGGAUUCAUGAUACUCGGCGGGGUGGCUUGCAUUGUUUCCGGCACUGUGCCGUCAGAUUUGCAUUGGCUUAUUAUGACAAUGGCAUUAAUUGGCAAGAUGGGCAUCUCGGCAUCGUUUGCUGUGAUAUACGUGUUGACGGCGGAGGUUUACCCAACAGUGAUGAGAAUUAUAGCUCUGGGCUUGUCGUCUACCUUUGCCAGAGUUGGCAGCGCCUUGGCUCCUCAAGUUAUUUUGAUAAAGGAGCCAUUUGCUGCACUGCCUUUUAUCAUCCUUGGAGCUGAGUCAAUCAUCGCAGGAUUGCUUCUCAUGGUAAAUUUUUGA
This is a messenger RNA of Lingula anatina, 1005 nucleotides long. Its product is annotated as organic cation transporter protein-like. Gene Ontology annotation, biological process: transmembrane transport. Gene Ontology annotation, cellular component: membrane. NCBI's taxonomy places the organism in Eukaryota, Metazoa, Brachiopoda, Lingulata, Lingulida, Lingulidae. The record is from RefSeq and is a predicted model, not a curated record. Gene Ontology annotation, molecular function: transmembrane transporter activity.